Paramecium tetraurelia is the source of this 447-nucleotide messenger RNA. RefSeq lists its product as uncharacterized. Lineage: Eukaryota; Ciliophora; Oligohymenophorea; Peniculida; Parameciidae. The transcript has a single exon. The record is from RefSeq and is a predicted model, not a curated record.
AUGGGUCUGGCUUGUUCAAAUAAAAGAAAAAUCAAUUUAGUGCUUCAAGAAUAAGGAAAGCAGGAGGAUUCAAAACUACCAUUCCCCACAUCUUUUAAAUAAGAAAUUUUACAUCAAAGAGAUUCUGAUAUAGAAAAUCUACUCAAACUAAUUGAAUUAAUUGAUACACAAGAUGCUUAUUCGAAGUUUUUAUUAUAAAAUUUGAAUGAGUUAAUAAUAAGGCGGUCAAACAUUUUAUUUUUGAGUCAUAAAUAAAUAUCAGCCAUUAAUGAUCAUCUCAGUUAUUGUGUUAUGAUAAUCAGAGGACUUCAAGGGAAUGAAGAAUUUGAACAUUACUUUCCAAUUCUAUCGUAUUCUUUAUAUGAUAUGUGUUCGAGAUUGGAGGUUUAUCUAAGGAAAUAAUCAAAUGAAUCAACCAGAUAUUGUUCUUUAUAGAGAAUAACGUGA